Messenger RNA from Fusarium musae, 918 nucleotides. RefSeq lists its product as uncharacterized. Bases 1 to 918 code for a protein of 305 amino acids. NCBI's taxonomy places the organism in Eukaryota, Fungi, Ascomycota, Sordariomycetes, Hypocreales, Nectriaceae. The record is from RefSeq and is a predicted model, not a curated record. The transcript has a single exon.
AUGUCGGCCCCUAAUACACAAAAGACCUUUUUGAUCUUUGGCGCCACAGGCAAGCAAGGUGGUGCUGUCAUUGACAACAUCCUCUCCAACUCGCCUGACUCUCCCUUCCAUAUCAUCGCAGUCACCCGCGACGCUACCACUCGUAAAGCUCAAACUCUUGCGGCCAAUCCCAAUGUAUCUGUUAUUGAGGGUGAUUUGAACAAUGUGGGGGCAAUUUUCGCAAAAGCUGGUCCAGUUUGGGGCGUGUACAGCGUUCAAAUCAAUUCAGAAGCAGAAGACCGGCAAGGCAAAGCCGUCAUCAAUGCUGCUGUACAGCAUGGUGCCCAGCGCUUUGUCUACUCCUCAGGGGACCGCGGUGGACCUGAGCGAUCUCCCAAUAAUCCUACCUACGUCAAGAACUUUGCUGCGAAAUAUGCCAUCGAGAAACAUCUUGAACAGCAGGCGCGCGAUAGCGUACAGCAAAUGACAUACACUAUUCUGCGACCGGUGACCUUCUUCGAAAACAUCACAACUGAUAUCCACGGAAAAGGGUUCGCGCGUAUGUGGGAGCAGAUGGGAAGUAAGAAGCUCCAGAUGGUGUCGACUAAAGAUAUUGGUUGGUUUGCGGCUCAGAGUCUCAUCUGGCCGGAGAUGUACAAAAAUAUGGCGCUGACGCUCGUGGGUGAUGAUCUCACACAGCGUGAGGCGGAUGCUAUCUACUAUGAAGUCAUCGGUCAAAAGAUGGCUCUGGCGCCUUGUCCGGUUGCAAGUGCGGUCAAGUUUGUGUUGAAGGGGUCUGUCGGUGAUAUGUUCAAGUGGUUUGCUGAUGAGGGUUACGGUGGUGAUGUACAAGAGUGCCGUGCCUAUAAUCCCGGGAUGCAAGAUUUCAGAGCGUGGUUGGAAGAGAACAAGGGGAAUUUUGAGAAGAAUAGUUCUUAG